AUGAACGAAUAUGAAUUCUUUUUUUCCUCUCGAAGAUGAUUGCUAUAAGAAAAAAAAAAAAACUACUAUUUUAGAUUUGCUAGCGUAAUUUUUCUUGAAAAUUGAGGAGAAUUUAUUUUAUAUAAAUAAAUAAAUUUACCUGUCAUCUAUUAUCUUUAGAUAUCAUUUUCAUUCUCCCCCACUCUCCCAGACCCCCCAUAGUUUUACUUUCUCUUUCCCGUUUCCCCAACCUAAAACCCUAGAUUCCGUCAUUCCAACUCUAAUUUCUUCCACACAAACUUGCGUAACUCUCACCUCCGCCCCGAAAUCAAGUGGAAUCUCUAUGGCUGAGGUUGAACAGAACGCAGUUGAAUUUGAGACACAGGAGAUAGUUGAGGCGGAACAAGAUGAAACGCAGGUUGAGGUUCCGGCUGUCGAGGUGCCCGUUGUUGUUGAGCCGGAGAAGAAAUGGCCAGGGUGGCCCGGUGAGAGUGUGUUUAGAAUGUUGGUUCCUGCUCAGAAAGUUGGAGGUAUAAUUGGACGUAAAGGAGAGUUUAUUAAAAAAAUUGUGGAAGAGACGCGUGCUCGUGUUAAAAUUCUUGAUGGUCCUCCUGGAACUUCAGAAAGGGCUGUAAUGGUAUCGGGUAAAGAUGAGCCCGGUUCUUCUCUUCCACCUGCUGUGGAUGGCUUAUUGAGGGUUCAUAAACGGUUAAUUGAUGGGUUAGAAGGUGAUUUAGUCCAUGCCCCUUCAGGUGUGGCCGGUAAGGUUUCUACAAAAUUUCUAGUGCCAGCCUCACAAGCAGGAAGUUUAAUUGGGAAGCAAGGAGGAACUGUCAAAUCUAUCCAAGAAGCAUCAAAUUGUAUAGUUAGAGUUCUUGGAGCAGAAGACUUGCCUGCGUUUGCCCUUCAAGAUGACAGGGUGGUUGAAGUAGUAGGGGAUUCUACUGGAGUGCACAAGGCAGUAGAGAUGAUUGCAUCCCACCUUAAGAAAUUUUUAGUUGAUCGCAGUAUAAUUCCAAUUUUUGAAAUGAAUAUGCAAAUGGCUAAUCCCCAUCAUGUGGAGCACAUGCCCCAUCACGUGGAGCACAUGCCACCACCCCACCAAUCAUGGGGCCCACCUCAGGGUCUCCCACCAAAUGCUGGUGGAGGUCCUGGUUUUGUACCUACUCCUCAAUUCAUGCCACCUCCGCGACAAGUUGAUAAUUAUUAUCCACCAGCUGAAAUGCCUCCUCCAUUGGACAAACAGCCCCAUCACGGUAUAUCCGCCUAUGGAAGAGAUGCUUCAAUUGGUGUUCAUGCAUCUUCAAAUACCCAGUCUGCACCUUCCAUGGUCACACAGAUCACACAGCAAAUCCAAGUUCCUCUAUCUUAUGCCGAUGCUGUUAUUGGAACAGCUGGAACAAAUAUAAGCUACAUCAGAAGAGCUAGUGGAGCCACUGUUACCAUACAAGAAACAAGAGGAGUUCCUGGGGAGAUGACAGUUGAAAUAAGUGGCACUGCUUCUCAAGUCCAAACAGCACAGCAACUGAUACAGAAUUUUAUGGCCGAAGCUGCAGCACCAGCGCAGCCACAAACAGGUGGGCCCACCGCAGACCAAGGAUACAAUUCUUACCCUGCUCACAGUUCUGUAUAUGCAUCUCCGCCUGCCAAUCCAGGACAUGCUGGAGGCUAUGGUUCAGUUUAUGGUGCAAACUAUGGGUAUUAAUGAUGAAGCAGUAGAACUAAAGCUGCCAUUAUUGAAAUGUAGAAUGUUGGGAACAGAUUUAAUGUAAUGAUUUAACAACUAUUAGAUAUUGCGCUACAUAAUUUGUUUCUAAAUUAUAAAAAAAAUGUUAUUUUUUCUGACACUAGUGUUGUGUUUCUUUUAGCUGUCAUUUGGAAAGGUCAAACAAACUAUGCAUGUCAUUCUAAUGUAUAUUAUUAAGUUUGUUCUGUAAGACUUACAAA
This is a messenger RNA of Cicer arietinum (chickpea), 1926 nucleotides long. RefSeq names its product flowering locus K homology domain. The record is from RefSeq and is a predicted model, not a curated record. Lineage: Eukaryota; Viridiplantae; Streptophyta; Magnoliopsida; Fabales; Fabaceae. Gene Ontology annotation, molecular function: RNA binding.